Salvelinus sp. IW2-2015 is the source of this 3943-nucleotide messenger RNA. It is a transcript of the gene heg1, whose product is annotated as heart development protein with EGF-like domains 1. NCBI's taxonomy places the organism in Eukaryota, Metazoa, Chordata, Actinopteri, Salmoniformes, Salmonidae. The record is from RefSeq and is a predicted model, not a curated record. Gene Ontology annotation, molecular function: calcium ion binding. Gene Ontology annotation, biological process: heart development.
UGUCGAGUUUACUAUUGUAUCUUACAUUGAAGAAAUCAAUAUAAAGGAACAGAAUCAGAGAUUCGUGAUAUUCUGAAGUCUAGUUGAGUGUAACAAUAGGCUAGUCCGCGGACGGCCAACUGGGAAUUGGGUGGAAACUACUAUAGCUGAAGUGUGUGGGAGGAGCUAGGCYCCUCGGAUGUGAUAACAUGUAUUUUUUCCAUCACCACUUUAUAGUUUUCGAAUUUAUUGCCCGUCAUCGGAUCAAUAGGUGUUUAGGGUCUCCGAUGUGAUUUUUUAAAAUAAGAAAUUACUGAAGAACACACGUUCCAAUGUUGGCUGUGGGUGACUCGCCGCUUCUUGUUUGGAAUAUACUCCUGCCUUCCGCCGAUUUCGUGUCGUUUUGAUUAUGGAAACGUGUUCUUUGAGUCACGUAGUCCUAGCCCGUCUUUCUCUUGUGGUCCUCUUGAUCGUUCUGAGGCCCAUCAAUGCGUGGACAUACACCUCCAGCAGCAACGAUAUGGAUAGGACACUGGUAACGAGGGGAUACUUUUCUCCCAGCGUUACGAACUCUGAAGAAAUAACUGCCUUACCAAAAUACUUGUUUACUACUUCGGGAACUUCUAAAGACUUUAGGGAGGUAUCAUCACCAUCAACUGGAACAGAACAAUCCCACCGAGUCCGGCAUUCUGAUGACAGUGAGACCCGGACAUUGAGUGAAGACAAAUUAGAGUGGUCUGGUGGUUUCGUCUCCAGAGGGACCAACCCACUGACUGGACCUCUCAAUGUGACCCAACAGGACCUCACCUCUCUAGUUUCAGAGGGAACCCCCAACUCCACCCCUCUGCUCAGGGUGGUUGAUAACCAUAGCAGACYGGACACAGACACAACAGACUCUAGUCAGCCCUCCAGAGGCAGGACAUCCCAGACAGAAGAGGGGUUAUCUGCUUCAUCACAGCCCCCUGUGCUGUCGUCAGAAGAAGGRCCCAGCCACCCCAACACCUCUCAGGGAGGAGAAACAGAUAGAGAUUCUCCCUCCAUCCUGGUCACUGGGUCUGAGACCUCCACCAAGUCCUCCACAGGUCCCCCUAGCACCCGGGGGGGGCAUGGUGAGACAGAGGGGGUCCCUUCGCUCCACACAGAGGACAAUACUAUCCUAGGCCUGGGUCUAACCACUGCUCCCCCAACACUACGAGACAGUGCCACUGCCCUGGAUGACUUCCUGUCUCGGUUCCUCGCCACCCAGCCUCCCUUCAUCCCCAAGACUCAGCGGCCGGCGGUGGCCACAGAGGUCCUGGUGUCCACCACACCUGUUACCGUGACGAUAAAGUCACAGGUCAUCGAGGAGGAGCCCUACAUUGUUACCAUGGCAACCAGCACCACACCGACCCCMCCUCUUGCUACGACGAGGAUGGUUCAGCCCAGUACCGCCACUUCCAUUGAGGCCCAGACUCAGCCCACCAUCAUCCCUACCACCACUACCACGGAGACUACCCUGGGUCUCCAGAGCUCUGCUUCCACCCCCCAGCCCCCGGGCACCACUCAGACUCAGACCCAAGGGCCCUCAACGGGGGUGAGRUCCCCCGACGUCACCACCUUGCACCUGGAGACCAGCACGGCUCACAGCAUCACCACCACUGCAGCCUCCUACAGUUACAGCGUCCCCACCAGAAACACAGUGGAACUACACACAACAGGGAAACACACUGACAGGGGGACCACUGAGAUAGAAGUGACCACCGCUCCAAUGGACAUCAGAUCUACACCGCAGACACCAGGUAGUGCCUGUGAGCCCAGCCCCUGUCUGAAUGGAGGUGAGUGUCUACCCUAUGGAGUGACUGGGUUCACCUGUGACUGUCUGUCAUCAUGGACAGGACCUACCUGCAAUGAGGAUGUGGAUGAGUGUGWGAGUGGCCCCUGUCCCAGUGACUCUACGUGUGUUAACACCAGGGGCUCCUUCAGCUGUGAGUGUCGCCUGGGUCUGGACAUGGAGCACGGAAGAGACUGCACGCGAGCAAAAACCUUCCUGGGCACGUUCAGUUUCAACGUCCCCCUGCUCUCCAGGAGCGCCACACUGCGUGAGAUCCAGAGAGAGAUCAACCAGCUGCUGAAUGCCUCACUAUCAAUUCUGCGUGGUUACCGGCYCUCUUCUUUGAGUAAAAAAGGYGAGGACGGGGUUCGUAUCUCUGCUGUCAACAUGUUCUCCAUCUCUACUGAUGUGACCAGCUCUGAGGUCUACCACAUCAUACAGAUGUCUCUGAACAACUGUAACAGCACCGCUGGACAKUGCCGAGUGGUGGUCACUCACCAACUUUCCUAUCAUGUUGAGAGUCUGUGUCUGGCCCAGAAUACCCAGUGUCACCCUGAGCAUUCUUUUUGUACCGACUCCAAUGGGACAGCCUUCUGCCAGUGUCAACCAGGGUACUUCAAACUCAAUCCUGAGGAUCAGUCCUGCAUAGAAUGUGGUGAUGGACUGAAACGGGUCAAUGGAACCUGUGUCAGGUGCACAUUUGGAUUUGGAGGAUUCAACUGUGGAAAUUUCUACAAGCUGAUAGCUGUGGUGGUAUCGCCAGCAGGGGGUGGCCUACUCCUUAUUCUCAUCAUCGCUCUCAUUGUCACCUGGUGCAAGAAAGACAAGAAUGACAUCAAUAAGAUUAUUUUCAAAAGCGGAGAUUUUCAGAUGUCGCCGUACGCAGAGUUCCCGAAGAGUAACCGUGUUUCUAUMGAGUGGGGGAGGGAAACCAUCGAGUUGCAGGACAACGGUAGCACCAAGAACCUGCUGCAGAUGACAGACAUCUACUACUCUCCUGCUUUGCGUAACUCUGACCUGGAGCAUAACGGCCUCUACCCGUUCUCCAGCCUGCCGGGCUCCCGCCACUCCUGCAUCUACCCCGCUCAGUGGAACCCUUCCUUCAUCAGUGAUGACUCACGACGCCGGGACUACUUCUGACGCCCAGCUACUCCACCUCUGCCUCCUAAUUUACACUUCCACUUCACUCGAACGUCCGCUCCCAUCCACACAAGGUCCGCAUCUGCGCACCUCCUUGGAAAAAGGUCCUGCGGACGAGGAGAUUUGUCAGUGCGGAAAUGUGCACCAUUUCGUUCGGCAGACCUAGCAGACAGCUCAGAAGCGGAAGGUGUAAAUUAGGCUUUAGCCUGGUCCCAGAUCUAUUUGUGCUGUUGCAUACUCCAUCCAUUGCUGUCCUUGUCAAGCCAAACGUGGCAAUGAGUGAUAAGUAGUUGGCAUGGUAGCACAAACACACUGGCACGCAGGCUACCUCUGCCUGGGUAGGGUUCAGUAAAAGGGCUGGCACUGGGGCUAGGUCUGAAGGUAAAUUUGCAUCCACUGCACUGGACUGUGGGUGGACUGAAGAUCGACUGCAACAAAAACACUUCACAGUGAUUUUGAUCAUAUGAUUUGAUUAUUUGUCAAAAGCAAUAAUCCAUAAAUUAUAAAAGUUCCCAUGAAUUCAUAAUAUGUGGAUAAAUGUCUGUUCCGCAAAGUGAGRGUGUUUGUGUGUGUGCGCGRGUGUGUGCACYCAUGUGUAUGUGUGGACACCCAUUUGCCAACUGCUGUGAAUUGUAGAUUAACAUUAUCUUAUUUUAUUUCACUGAAAAUACAGGUUGAAAAGACAAAGCUGCCAAACGUGUUUUGUGUGUGUGAAGUAUUGUUACAUUGUGAAGAUAUUUAACUGCAUAUGAGAUGGAAAACAUGUCAAAAAUGCUAUGUGUUUGUCAGAUGAYGAAUAGAUGCACCAAAGUGGUUUSAUAUGACAGAUUGAAUGAUGGUCAAGGUCUGCUGCAGUCUGUUGGUCUGAACAGUAGAACAGUUGUUAUUUAUUGAAUAUUUCAWCUGUUAGAAAUGUAUGAAGACAUUUUCAACAUCUUGCAUUGUAAGAGGGACUCAUACCCCACCCUAUUCUAUAAGAAGUAACAUCUGAAGUUUGGACCACAAAAGGGUGUG